Molecule: messenger RNA, 243 nt
Organism: Ambispora leptoticha
Lineage: Eukaryota; Fungi; Glomeromycota; Glomeromycetes; Archaeosporales; Ambisporaceae
Source: the annotation of a GenBank genome assembly
GGAACCGUAUCAAAAGAAAAGAAUGAAUUGCUUUUCUCCAAUUUCAAUAUCAAUUACAAUAACUUACCAGAAAUGUAUCGAAAAGGAUCAGUGUUAAUAAGGGAGGAGGUCGAAAUUAAGACAAUGAAUAAACAAGGAAUAGAAAUCAUACGACGGAAGAAAACGGUCACAGUUCUACACACGGAUAUUAUAGGAGAGAGAUUCUGGAAGGAACACCCAGAAAUUGAAAUCACCAUUGUUUAA